Molecule: messenger RNA, 5488 nt
Organism: Dipodomys spectabilis (banner-tailed kangaroo rat)
Lineage: Eukaryota; Metazoa; Chordata; Mammalia; Rodentia; Heteromyidae
Gene: Rasgrf2
Product: Ras protein specific guanine nucleotide releasing factor 2
Exons: 27
Coding region: 56-3778 (1240 amino acids)
Biological process (GO): Ras protein signal transduction; positive regulation of GTPase activity
Cellular component (GO): plasma membrane
Molecular function (GO): protein binding; guanyl-nucleotide exchange factor activity
Source: RefSeq, a predicted model, not a curated record
ACAGCGGGGCCGAGGUGAGGCGGGAGGCCGCCCGAGCGCCCCCGGCGCCCUCACCAUGCAGAAGAGCGUGCGUUACAACGAGGGGCACGCCCUGUACCUGGCCUUCCUGGCGCGCAAGGAAGGCACCAAGCGCGGCUUCCUAAGCAAAAAGGCGGCCGAGGCGAGCCGCUGGCACGAGAAGUGGUUCGCUCUUUACCAAAAUGUGCUCUUCUACUUCGAGGGCGAGCAGAGCGGCCGCCCGGCGGGCAUGUAUCUCCUGGAAGGCUGCAGCUGCGAACGGACGCCCGCGCCACCCAGGACCGGUGCCGGCCCCGGAGGCGGCCGGGACGCGCUGGACAAGCAGUAUUAUUUUACUGUCCUUUUUGGACACGAAGGUCAGAAACCACUGGAGCUGCGCUGUGAGGAGGAGCAGGACGGCAAAGAGUGGAUGGAGGCCAUUCACCAAGCUAGUUAUGCAGACAUUUUGAUUGAGAGAGAGGUGUUAAUGCAGAAGUACAUUCAUCUAGUACAGAUUGUAGAGACAGAAAAAAUCGCAGCUAACCAACUCCGGCAUCAACUUGAAGAUCAAGAUACAGAAAUUGAAAGGCUUAAAUCAGAGAUUGUUGCCCUGAAUAAAACGAAGGAACGAAUGCGCCCUUACCAAAGCAACCAGGAAGAUGAAGACCCAGACAUCAAGAAGAUUAAAAAGGUUCAGAGCUUCAUGAGAGGAUGGCUGUGUAGAAGAAAAUGGAAGACCAUUGUGCAAGACUAUAUUUGUUCUCCACAUGCUGAAAGUAUGAGGAAGAGAAAUCAGAUUGUGUUCACCAUGGUGGAGGCAGAGUCAGAAUAUGUGCACCAGCUCUACAUCUUGGUCAAUGGGUUCCUCCGGCCCCUGCGGAUGGCAGCCAGCUCCAAGAAACCCCCCAUCAGCCAUGAUGAUGUCAGCAGCAUUUUUCUCAAUAGUGAAACAAUCAUGUUUCUUCAUGAAAUAUUUCAUCAAGGACUGAAGGCAAGGAUAGCAAAUUGGCCUACUUUAAUUUUAGCUGAUCUAUUUGAUAUUUUGCUGCCCAUGCUAAACAUUUAUCAAGAAUUUGUGCGUAAUCACCAGUACAGUCUCCAAGUACUCGCCAACUGUAAGCAAAACAGAGAUUUUGACAAACUCUUAAAACAAUAUGAAGCCAACCCUGCCUGUGAGGGGAGGAUGCUGGAAACAUUCUUGACCUACCCAAUGUUUCAGAUCCCUAGAUAUAUCAUCACGCUGCAUGAACUCCUGGCUCACACACCUCAUGAGCAUGUGGAGAGAAAAAGUCUGGAGUUUGCUAAGUCAAAACUGGAGGAACUGUCCAGGGUGAUGCAUGAUGAAGUGAGUGACACUGAAAACAUAAGGAAAAACCUUGCUAUUGAAAGAAUGAUAGUGGAGGGCUGUGAUAUUUUGCUGGACACCAGCCAAACUUUCAUCCGCCAAGGUUCUCUUAUUCAAGUACCUUCAGUUGAGAGGGGAAAACUUAGUAAAGUUCGUCUGGGUUCAUUGUCUUUGAAAAAGGAAGGAGAGAGACAGUGCUUCUUAUUUACAAAACACUUUUUAAUUUGUACAAGAAGUUCAGGAGGAAAGCUUCAUCUGCUGAAGACAGGUGGAGUUCUCUCUCUCAUAGAGUGCACGUUGAUUGAGGAGCCUGAUGCAAGUGAUGAUGACUCCAAAGGUUCUGGGCACAUGUUUGGACACCUGGAUUUUAAGAUAGUGGUGGAACCCCCUGACGCUACUCCUUUCACUGUGGUAUUGUUGGCACCUUCACGCCAGGAGAAAGCUGCCUGGAUGAGCGAUAUCAGUCAGUGUGUGGACAAUAUACGUUGUAAUGGCUUAAUGACUAUAGUGUUUGAAGAAAAUUCCAAAGUUACUGUGCCACAUAUGAUUAAGUCUGAUGCCCGUCUUCAUAAAGACGACACUGACAUCUGCUUCAGUAAAACCCUCAACUCCUGCAAAGUGCCCCAAAUCCGCUAUGCCAGUGUGGAGCGCCUCUUGGAACGACUGACUGACCUGCGGUUUUUGAGCAUUGAUUUCCUCAACACCUUCCUGCACACUUACCGUAUUUUCACCACGGCUGCUGUGGUAUUGGCAAAACUCUCUGACAUCUACAAGAGGCCUUUUACCUCCAUCCCUGUCAGGUCAUUAGAGUUGUUUUUUGCCACCAGCCAGAACAACAGAGGCGAACAUUUGGUGGAUGGAAAAUCUCCACGACUGUGUCGCAAAUUCUCUUCCCCACCACCACUGGCAGUGUCCAGAACAUCCUCCCCUGUGAGGGCCAGAAAGCUGUCCUUGACUUCUCCCUUGAACUCAAGGAUGGGAGCCUUGGACCUGACCACAUCCUCAUCUUCCAGCAGCCCUACCACCACCCAUAGCCCUGCAGCGUCCCCACCGCCACACACUGGUAAAGUACCGUUGGAUCUUAGCAGAGGCCUCUCUUCUCCAGAGCAAAGUCCGGGAUCUGUAGAAGAGAAUGUAGAUAAUCCCCGCGUGGAUCUGUGUAACAAGCUAAAACGAAGUAUCCAAAGAGCCACAGUGCUGGAGUCCACACCAUCAGAUCGAGCAGGAGUGGAAGGCUCCCCAGCAACAGAAGCCACUGAACACUCACCUUGCCGAUCUCCCUCAACUCCCCGGCACCUCCGCUACCGCCAGCCUGGAGGACAGGUAGCUGACAAUGCCCACUGCUCUGUCUCACCAGCUUCUGCUUUUGCCAUUGCCACAGCUGCAGCAGGACAUGGGAGUCCACCAGGAUUUAACAACACAGAGAGAACAUGUGACAAAGAGUUUAUCAUCCGGAGAACAGCCACCAACCGAGUCCUGAACGUUCUCCGUCACUGGGUCUCAAAGCAUGCACAGGAUUUUGAACUCAACAAUGAACUGAAGAUGAAUGUCCUAAAUUUACUAGAAGAAGUUUUGCGAGACCCAGACCUUCUUCCCCAAGAAAGGAAAGCCACAGCAAAUAUCCUGAGGGCCCUUUCACAAGAUGAUCAAGAUGACAUCCACUUAAAAUUAGAGGACAUAAUUCAAAUGACUGACUGUCCAAAGGCCGAAUGUUUUGAGACUUUAUCAGCCAUGGAGAUGGCUGAGCAGAUCACUCUCCUGGAUCACAUUGUUUUCAGAAGCAUUCCCUACGAAGAGUUUCUUGGGCAGGGGUGGAUGAAGCUGGAUAAAAAUGAAAGAACACCUUACAUUAUGAAAACCAGCCAACACUUUAAUGAUAUGAGUAACCUGGUUGCCUCCCAGAUAAUGAAUUAUGCAGAUGUCAGCUCCCGUGCCAACGCCAUUGAGAAGUGGGUGGCGGUAGCAGACAUAUGCAGAUGCCUGCACAACUACAAUGGUGUGCUCGAGAUCACCUCGGCCUUAAACAGAAGUGCCAUCUACAGGCUGAAGAAAACCUGGGCCAAGGUGUCCAAGCAGACCAAAGCACUAAUGGACAAACUUCAGAAGACUGUUUCAUCUGAAGGAAGAUUUAAAAACCUCAGAGAAACCCUUAAAAACUGCAACCCUCCAGCUGUUCCUUAUCUUGGAAUGUACUUGACAGACUUGGCAUUUAUUGAAGAAGGAACACCAAACUUUACUGAAGAAGGCUUAGUCAAUUUUUCCAAAAUGAGAAUGAUAUCACACAUUAUCCGGGAGAUACGCCAGUUCCAGCAGACUUCCUACCGCAUAGACCAUCAGCCAAAGGUCACACAGUACUUGCUGGACAAAGCUCUCAUCAUAGAUGAAGAUACACUCUAUGAACUGUCACUAAAAAUUGAACCUCGGCUCCCUGCUUGAACAUCUGGCCUUGCCCCUGAGACCAUAGCAUUUGCUUGGGAAGCAGGACAGACAGAAUUGUGCAUGCCCUGUCUAACAGGCACAGCGAGGAUUGGGGGGAGGUGAAGCCCAUCUUCCUCCUCCACUACAGAUGGAACUGGACUUCAAUUCUGUCUCCAGCCAGAGUCAAACCCAGCUGUGUGGGUCAAAGGCAGAUGUUUCAGCCUUGGGUGGGAAGGUACAGAGACCAAUGCUUAGUAUAUUUUUCCUAAGGGAAGGUAAGAUGGGAAAUGCUGGUAACCAUUUCAGUGAAGCGGGUGUGAAGGUAAAUCUCUCUCUGUCCCCUGUUCUGUUAGAACUCAGGGACAAAGACCCACAAAUAGAUUUGUGAUGUUUCACUGGCAUCUACUGGCUGGGCCACACCUGCCCAAUCUUCCGCUGGGAUGUAACUGUUUCCUCUAUACUUCCUUUCAUCCCAAGCUUCACAAAAAGCUGAAGCUUCCUCGAGAAGGCCAAUACAUAAGCAAUUUCAGUCUACGGCAUGUGCAUGGUUCCAAAUGCAUCAUAAAUAUUCAGACUUUAGGAAACAGGAAAGGAAAUCAUAGAAGACAAAUGGAUUUGUUGGUAACAUUUACUUAAUUAACAACAAUAAGCUGUAUCCCAGAAGCCAUUGUAGGGUGGCAAUGGAGGCUUCUUCCCGAGACUGGUGGUCCCAGGAAGCCAGCCCCUGAAAGAGGCAAUGGCAGAGUUUUCAGAAGGGUGCAUGACACCUCACCGACAAAACUGUGCAAGAUAGAAGGCCAAAAGCACUAUGGGGAGUGACGGGUGUCCUUGCUAAGUAAAGCUAUAUACCUGAAAUCAUCUUUGCACUUUGUUUUCUUUUCUCCUACAGGAAUCUUUUGUGACAUACACAAACCAUUUUUUAAGGCUUACUAUGAACAUGGAUUGUGGUUUUUUUUGGAAACUGUUGUGUGGCAUUUUCCUUGUAAAACCCAUACUUCCAUGUGCUACAGGUAGACAAUCUUCCUCAGCCAUCUCUUUAAGAACUAUUUGAGUGAGAACAAUGGAAGUUGGUGGGAAAUGGGACCAACCACCCAAUAGUUCUUGUAGCAGAAAACCAAAUGCAGGAAUGUGUCCUACUUCCCAAGGUUGGGGAAAUGAUCAUUUUCUCCAAGAUUGUCAGGCAUAGAAGAAAUAGGGCUCUCUCAUUGUGUACCUCCCUCCUCUCUUCUCAGGGAGACAGCUGCUUUAAAGGAAGGAAGAGAUGACAAUUUGGAAUCAUUAUUACCUGAGCCUAUUGCACCUGACAUUUUCUCUUAAGAGGCAUGAAGCUUGCUGUUGAUGGCAAUGAAAAAUGGACCUGUCUGGCUGCUUUCUCUCUUUGCACUUUUAGUUUGUGGUAGAGACCUCAGCUGAUUAAUACAUUUGGCUUGCUUGCUCUUCAGAUCCAGUUGGAGAGCUAGCAUGGAUAAUGUACCAUAGAACUAGAGAGGGCACACUUGGUCUGCACAGUGAGGUCCAUCUCUGUAUAUAACCACAUAGUGAAAUAUUAACUAAGUAAAAGAUAUUUAUAAUAUCUAAAGACCAAAAUAUUUUCCAUAGUUCAUAUUAGCCAACAGUGUAGCACUAGGCCCAAGGGAGGGAGGUUACUUAUGGAUGCUUUAUUUUUCUUCUUUUGCUUAAAAAAGUUGCUUGUUUGGCUUCUUUAGUUUCUAAUAAGAAGUUGAUGUA